Suillus bovinus is the source of this 2409-nucleotide messenger RNA. RefSeq lists its product as uncharacterized. The record is from RefSeq and is a predicted model, not a curated record. Gene Ontology annotation, molecular function: protein binding. The coding region runs from base 140 to 2131 and encodes 663 amino acids. The transcript is spliced from 3 exons. NCBI's taxonomy places the organism in Eukaryota, Fungi, Basidiomycota, Agaricomycetes, Boletales, Suillaceae.
GAUAUCUAAAGAAGCUGCAAAACGGUUGGCUAAUAUGAUCAAGGAAAAAUAAUUUUGAUACUUUGCUUACUUUGUCCUUGUCAAUAUGUUACACCUUACAAAGCGUGUGCCUUUAUUUGGUGUCCAAGUUUAUUCGUGAAUGAGGAUGUUAUCGUCAAUGUCGACAGCUGUGUCUUCGUCUAUGACACUUCCAAAUGAACUCUGGCUUCCAAUCUUCGAAUAUCUGCCUCCGUGGUCACUUCGUAACGUUGUCUUAACAUCCAAGAAAUUCCAUGCAGUCGCCAUUCGUCUUCUUUACAAGCAUCUGAUUCUGACGUCCCCGACAUCGUUUGCAACGGCGCAUUCCCCUCUAUCUUCCAUCCAGCCUUCACCUCACGCUCUUCUUCUUAGUAUUUCCCCGUUCGUAUGCGCCAUAGAGCAACUACAAGAAGCUGUUGCUGUUGUUUCCUUUGACGGGUUGAAGCCAAUUACUGUCAGUGCUAAUAACAAUCGCCAAUUGACCACGUCUCUUUUCUCUGAAACUAAGGAUGUCUAUCAACCAAGCCUGGUUGCGGAUACGACCCUCUACAACACUCUCCUAUCACAAGUGACUUCUUUUACAUCUCUAAGACAGAUCGUCUUCCGCGGUAUGAUUCUCCCAGGCAAUUUCCACUCCAUCGUGCACGACUUUCCACACUUGCGCGAUUUGGCGGUUGUGCAUUGCACUGUUCCCUUCGUCCGUGCUCCUCCAGAUAUUGACCACACCUGCCUGAAGAUCGAAACUCUCACCCUCCUUGACAUCCGCGCUACUUCUCGACCCGACGAUGACGACUUGAAUCUUCCCCGUACCCGUCUACGCCUGCUUGCAAAAGCCUCCACCCUCCGCACUCUCACAUAUGAUCAUACCAUCUGGGUACACCGUGCUUUUACAUCUUCCUCCCCGUCCUCCCCGCUUACUGCUCUCGACGUCAAGUUCCCCGCCCAGAAAGAUCGUCCCAGAGUUCCGCUGGGUUUCAUCCCGUUCCUCGAGACUCUUCCCUCCCUUCGCACUCUCAUCCUGCGAAACCAUGUGCCCGCACUCUCAUUGUCGCCAAGCGCUCUUCCAGCUCUGUAUUCUAUUUCUGCUCCUUUCUCUGUCAUCACUUCUCUCUGUUCCGGCCGUAACAUUGUUAAACUCGACAUCCGUGAUGAGGUUGUGCUUAUACCACUCUACAAGACAUUUACAACAGUGCACUCCGACUUGUCGAUGGUGCAAGAGAUUUCGCUGUUCGUAGGGGACUGGGACGACGAGCUUAUGCUGGCUAUCGUCGCACAUUUUCCUAAUUUAACCAAGAUACAAAUCAGGUAUGUAAGGGGAGGGCCAAGCGAGGACACUAUCAUCGGAAUGGGUUCACGUACACUGUAUGCUCUUCCACACCUCUCAUGCGUACACAUCUUCUGCAUCUCCCUUGCCCCACCCCCUCAAAAUUUCCUCGAGACGAACAAGCUUGAUGACGACACCGCAUAUGGCGCCCCUGGUAUCGACGAUACUUAUUUCCAGAGCAUGCAUGACAUCGAUCCGGACACAGACACCAGCCCGGUGCAAGACAACAACGAUGAUUAUGGCGUACCUUACUACAGACACCACGCUCGCAGCUCGCAUAACACACUUCCUGCCGACUAUCAAGACAUAGACACGGACUUGGACUUGGAUGUGGGUAUGGACCUAGUCACGUACAUGGUGUAUUGUUGCCACGGGACUCCCAUUGGGUCGCCGUGCCAAGAGUGCACGGUUGCCAAGCAGCAGAAGCGUUUCAACCAAUUUAUCAAUAAUUUGGAGCACAAUCGCAACUUUGAAUCCAAGUUCGAAGAGCCUCAGGUAUCGGAGACGAAGCCGUUUGACGAUUACACUCGUGAACUUGUCAUUGCUUGGAACCGUGCUUGUCCUGGACUUCGCACUGUUCAGCUGCACCCUGGAUGGGUGUGGCGGCGCGCAGACCCUGCUGACUCCUGGAUCGCGAGGUCGUGCGAAUCAGGCAUUUUUGGCGAUGUUUUCGAGUCGCCACCUUGCGACGCGAGGCUACUUGCAGAUAUCAUAAAAAAUGCUGAAUCAAAAGCACGCGACACUGCCACUGGCUGGACAUCAUCCCAGACGAUAACCAUGCAGAUGUGACUAGGAGAUCAUUAGUUCAGAAUGCGUGGAGGAAGAAGUAGCAAUUGGGAAGAAAAGGGUAUUGGGAAUGAGAGAAUGAAUAUGUUAGAAACAGGUCGAACUUGGGCAUUUACCGUGACAAGGCAUGUUACUCGUGAGUCGUUAGUUGGUGUUGCAAACACAUAAGCAUACGUAUUGUAGGUUAUACGUUUUCUAUGUAAAUAUAGGCUAAUUGUUGUAUUUCUGCAUAUGAUCCACUCUUCUGGACGUCUACUGUAUCGGUUAUUACACUUGGCAAG